This is a messenger RNA of Nematolebias whitei (Rio pearlfish), 1207 nucleotides long. It is a transcript of the gene fpr1, whose product is annotated as formyl peptide receptor 1. Gene Ontology annotation, biological process: inflammatory response; phospholipase C-activating G protein-coupled receptor signaling pathway; positive regulation of cytosolic calcium ion concentration. Lineage: Eukaryota; Metazoa; Chordata; Actinopteri; Cyprinodontiformes; Rivulidae. The record is from RefSeq and is a predicted model, not a curated record. The transcript is spliced from 2 exons. The coding region runs from base 59 to 1207 and encodes 382 amino acids. Gene Ontology annotation, cellular component: plasma membrane. Gene Ontology annotation, molecular function: G protein-coupled receptor activity; complement receptor activity.
AGUCUGAGCUGGAGGGGAAACAUCUGACAGAGCCGAGGAGAGGAAAGGUUCUUUGACAAUGAUGGCGCAAAUGACCACUUCUCCUUUCUAUCACGCCAACUCAACUGAUGAAAACGGGAUUAACAGUUCUUGGUAUGAAGAGUACGACUACAGAGAUGAUAAUUUCUCCAAAAAUGAUCACAAGGAGUUGAGACAGUCACUCAACAUCAUGUCUCUGAUUGUUUACUCCCUGGCCUUUGUCCUCGGUGUGCUCGGGAAUGGAGUGGUUAUCUGGGUGACCGGCUUCAAGAUGAAGAAAACUGUGAACACAGUUUGGUUCCUCAACCUUGCUGUGGCUGACUUCCUCUUCACAGCAUUCCUGCCGCUGAGUGUCACAUACACAGCUAUGGAUUUCAACUGGCCGUUUGGGAAAUUCAUGUGCAAGCUGAACACCACCAUAAGCUUUCUGAACAUGUUUGCCAGUGUCUACAUCCUGGUGGUGAUCAGUGUGGACAGAUGUGUGUCUGUGGUUUGGCCUGUUUGGGCCCAGAACCACAGAAAUGUUCGAAGGGCCUCUUGUGUGAGUCUGUGUGUUUGGGCUCUGGCUUUAAUACUCAGCGCACCGUACUUUGUCUUCAGGGACACUGGUUUAUCAGAACACAAUGAAGACAUCAUCUGCUUUAACAACUUUGCUUUCUCUGAUGAUUAUGUAACCCAGUCUGUGAUACAUUUACGACUGUGUCGCCAUCAGGCCAUGACCAUCACUCGAUCAGUCCUUGGGUUUGUCAUCCCCUUCUCUGUCAUCGUCUCCUGUUAUGCCGUCAUAAUCCAUCGACUAAGCAGAAACCGCACCUUGGCUAGCCAGUCAAGUCGUCCUUUUAAGAUCAUCGCUGCCAUCAUCGUCACCUUUUUCCUUUGCUGGGCUCCCUUUCACAUCAUGGGUUUGAUUGAGCUGGUGCAUCACAUGACAAAUUAUGCCAAUGAAACAUUUGAUCACAUUGUUAUGAUUGGAGUCCCAAUCACAACAAGUCUGGCCUUCCUGAACAGCUGCAUGAACCCACUGCUGUAUGUGUUUAUGGGCCAAGAUUUUAAGGAUAAAGUCCGCAAAUCCAUCCUGAAGGUGUUGGAGACUGCCUUCCAGGAGGAGGUGUCUCGCUCCUACACCUACACAAACUCAAUGAUCACCAUCCGGAGCAAAGACAAGUCCUUCUCUGACGCUGAGGUGUAA